This is a messenger RNA of Mesorhabditis belari, 142 nucleotides long. The record is from the annotation of a GenBank genome assembly. Lineage: Eukaryota; Metazoa; Nematoda; Chromadorea; Rhabditida; Rhabditidae.
AGACUCGAACCUAGGAUGUGGAAAGAAAUCGCCAAUUUACCCCGAAAUUCUCACUCAACGCUAUAAAAGCUUUUAUGUGGAGAUUUUCGUCUACGAUUGCAUGGAGUCAAUCAAUUCUUGGCUUUCAAUGCAGCUCUUGGUU